AAAUAGAGGCAAAUCCAGAGAUUCCAGUGGAGACAUUGAGGAGGUAUGCACAGGAGAAGUUUCAGUUGAGGGUGAAAAAGAGGCUAUUGUACAAGGUCAGGAGUAUGGCAAAGGGAAAGCUGCAUGGUGGUUGGGCUGAAGCAUAUGAGCUGUUGCCUAGAUAUGCUGAGAUGAUUAAGCAAACAAACCCAGGGAGUCAUGCACUUAUAACAUGGGGGGCCAGUAGUGGGGAUGUGAACCCAAAAUUCAGAGCUUGCUUCUUCUCAUUUGCUGCACAAGUCAGGGGGUUUCUAAGGGGUUGUAGGCCCAUAAUUGGAAUAGAUGGGUCUCAUUUAAGUGGUUUCUACAAGGGCAUUCUACUGACAGCAGUUGGCAUAGAUGGGAACAAUGAAAUUUUUGUUCUUGCCUAUGGGAUAGUAGACACUGAGAGUUGUGACAGUUGGACCUACUUCAUGAGAUGUUUGAGGCAAAUGUUUGAGCAGGAGGGUUGCAACAGAGAUGAUUGGACCUUCAUCAGUGAUAGGAUGAAGGGUGUUGAGUUGGCAGUUAGAGAAACUUUUCCUAGAGCAACUAGGAGAGUUUGCUGCCAACACCUAUACAUGAAUUGUAAGAACAAUGGCUUCAGUGGAUCUGCAUUCCACAAACUCUUUUGGAUAGCUGCUAACACUACAACAAAUCCCGCAUUUUAG
This is a messenger RNA of Spinacia oleracea (spinach), 689 nucleotides long. RefSeq lists its product as uncharacterized. The transcript has 2 exons. Gene Ontology annotation, biological process: DNA transposition. The record is from RefSeq and is a predicted model, not a curated record. The coding region runs from base 105 to 689 and encodes 194 amino acids. Lineage: Eukaryota; Viridiplantae; Streptophyta; Magnoliopsida; Caryophyllales; Amaranthaceae. Gene Ontology annotation, molecular function: DNA binding; transposase activity.